This is a messenger RNA of Orycteropus afer afer, 672 nucleotides long. RefSeq names its product CD79a molecule (gene CD79A). Gene Ontology annotation, cellular component: B cell receptor complex; membrane; external side of plasma membrane. Bases 1 to 672 code for a protein of 223 amino acids. Lineage: Eukaryota; Metazoa; Chordata; Mammalia; Tubulidentata; Orycteropodidae. Gene Ontology annotation, biological process: B cell differentiation; B cell receptor signaling pathway. The record is from RefSeq and is a predicted model, not a curated record. The transcript has 5 exons. Gene Ontology annotation, molecular function: transmembrane signaling receptor activity.
AUGCCCCGUGUUCCAGGGGUCGUCCGAGCUCCGCCUGCCACCAUCUUCUUCCUCUUGCUCUCUGCCACUGGGCUGGGGCCUGGGAUCCAGGCCCUGUGGGUGGACUGGGGCCCACCUUCUGUGACGGUGAGCGUGGGGGAUGAGGCCCGCCUGCUGUGCCCACACAAUGGCAGCAGCCCCAACGUGACAUGGUGGCUUGUCCUCCACGGCAACUACUCGUGGCCUCCCAUGUUCCUGGGCUUGGGCCUGGGCUCCGAGGGGGAGCUCAAAAUCGCACAGGUGAACAAGAGCCAUGGGGGCAUAUACCAGUGCCAGGUGGAGGACGGUGGGAAAGUACGACGCUCCUGCGGCACCUACCUCCGCGUGCGCGAGCCCCUCCCCAGGCCCUUCCUGGACAUGGGGGAGGGCACCAAGAACCGCAUCAUCACAGCAGAGGGCAUCAUCCUGUUGUUUUGUGCGGUGGUGCCUGGGACGCUGCUGUUGUUCAGGAAACGGUGGCAGAAUGAGAAGUUCAGGAUAGAUGCCCAGGACGACUACGAGGAUGAAAAUCUGUAUGAGGGCCUAAACCUGGACGACUGCUCCAUGUAUGAGGACAUCUCCAGGGGCCUCCAGGGCACCUACCAGGACGUGGGCAGCCUCCACGUGGGAGACGCCCAGCUGGAGAAGCCGUGA